AUGAAUAAUUACGGCGGAGGUUCUCACGACGAUGAUAUCCUGUAUGUUGGUAAUGGAACAAUCAGCGACCACGUGCACACAGCUGUGGAGAUAAAUUCAGGGAUGAUAAACAUGCGCAUUGACUGCAACGCAUCACCAUGGGCCAUGUGUGAAGAUAAACAGCAUGUGAGCAUCAAAUGUGCUGCAAACAGUGCUGGCAUUCAGCGAGCCGCCCUGGCCACGUGCUGUCCAGACGCCGCGCGCGCAUGUGCCAGACAUUUGCUAACGAUCUGCUUAAGCUGCCUUUGA
Molecule: messenger RNA, 288 nt
Organism: Leptosia nina
Lineage: Eukaryota; Metazoa; Arthropoda; Insecta; Lepidoptera; Pieridae
Source: the annotation of a GenBank genome assembly